UGACAAAAUGGAACCCACCAGCAGUGUGAGGAGACCUGAAAGUGGCACAUGGCAGAGUGUGGCGAUGGAGACAGCAGCAAUGGGAGGCCGUACAGGGACCCAUGACACACUCUGGACCUGGCAGCAGCAUGAGGAGGCGGUACAGGGGCCCAUGACAGAUUAAGGGCCUGGCAGCAGCAUGAGGAGAGCCGGUAGGGUACAGGGGGGGGCCAUGAAUCAGUAUGGACCUGGCAGCAGUGUGAGGAGACCCGAAAGUGGCACAUGGCGCAGGGUGGCGGUGGAGGCAGCAGUAUUCGGAAGACAUACACAGGACUAGUUUAAAAAGCGGAAGCCGUCAGCAGCGUGA
Molecule: messenger RNA, 346 nt
Organism: Staurois parvus
Lineage: Eukaryota; Metazoa; Chordata; Amphibia; Anura; Ranidae
Source: the annotation of a GenBank genome assembly